AUGGCUUUUGUGGCGGCGCUGAUAGUGGUGGUGUUGGGUGUAGCUCUCGCUGCACCCUCCGACCCCUACAGUAUUCAACCUGUCCAUAGUUCUGGAUACAAGACGGGGAUGCCGCACGACUUCCAGUACAAUGUUAGGGACGACUACUCCGGCACUAACUUCGGCCACAGUGAGAACUCCGAUGGCAACACUGUCCGUGGCUCCUACAAUGUCGAUCUUCCCGAUGGACGCAAACAGACGGUGAAUUACGAGGCUGACCACAACAAGGGUUUCACAGCUGAUGUUCAGUACACCGGAGAGGCUCACCAUCCCCAUAAUUACAGACCUCCUGUCUACUACAAGCAACAACCUUCAUACCACCACUAGUCCUCAAACAACCAUGCACAUACCAGCAAUAAACAUCUUACCCACUGGAAUCCACUUAUGAAUGUUGUUGUUCAUUUGUUAUGUUUUGAAAAGAAUUGAUACUCACUGUUAUAUUGUUAGAAUGAAUAAACUCUUGCAAGUUUAAUAUUUCUCUCUAUAUGUUCAAAGGAAUUUACCAAUUUAACAAAAUUCAGUAACGGAAAAUGUGAAUAUGUCUUCGUAGUAUUGACGCUUCAUAUCUUAAAUUAGAAUGACAAUUGCUAAUUUGAGCUCGGAUUAUUUCCAGAAACAAUUGACUGAUAAAGGGUUUU
Messenger RNA from Procambarus clarkii (red swamp crayfish), 677 nucleotides. Its product is annotated as pupal cuticle protein Edg-84A-like. The record is from RefSeq and is a predicted model, not a curated record. Gene Ontology annotation, cellular component: extracellular matrix. NCBI's taxonomy places the organism in Eukaryota, Metazoa, Arthropoda, Malacostraca, Decapoda, Cambaridae.